CACAUUGUCAAGCAUCUCUGCAGCACUUCUCCUGGAUUCAAUAUGCAAAUCAAGAACGUCCUUAAUUUGGCCGUCGUCGGCAAUGCCCUCCUGGCCACCGCCCACCCGGGUCACCAUGAGGAGCGUGAGGCCCUUCAGCAGCGCUCCUUCAAGCGCAGUGUGGCCCACGGUCUGCAGAAGUGUGAGGCCAGCCUGGAGGCCAGCGGCCUUCACGCCCGCGCCGAGGCCCGUCGCCGCGCCGUGGUCGAUAUGCACCGCCGUCAGCUGCAGGCCCGUGGCGACACCGCUGAGGUGUUGAACAAAUCGCACCUGUCCACCCGUCCCAUCUCGUCCAGCACCCCCGAGACCGAGGUCUUCAACGACGACAAGAAGAUCUGCCUCCUCGGACCCAGCGCUGAGGGUGAAACCGGACCCUACUGGAUCCCCGGCGAGCACAUCCGCGGUGACAUCCGUGAGAACGAGCCGGGUAUUCCUGUCACCGUCGAGCAGCAAUUCAUUGACGUCGAGACCUGCCAGCCCCUCACUGGCAUCUACACCGAGAUCUGGGGCUGCAACGCCACCGGUGUCUACUCCGGCCUGGUGGCUGAUGGCAACGGUAACUCCAACGACCUGGCCAACUACAACCGCACCUUCCUCCGUGGUGUGCAGCAGACCGAUGAGGAUGGAGUGGUGACCUUCAACACCCUGUUCCCCGGCCACUACGCUGACCGCACCACCCACUACCACAACAUUGUGCACUGGGGCGCCACUCUGCUGCCCAACAACACCCUGGCGGGUGGCUCCAUCCCCCACAUUGGCCAGAUCUUCUGGGACCAGGACAUGAUCAGCAAGGUCGAGUCCACCUACCCUUACAACACCAACUCGAUCCCCAUCACUACCAACGCAGAGGACCGCGUGGUCACCGUGGAGACCGAGAAUGCCGACACCGACCCUUUCCUGAACUACGUCUACCUGGGUGACUCCCUCGAGGACGGUCUGUUCGCCUACCUCACUGUUGCCGUCAACACCUCGGCCAUCCACUACCCCUACUGGACCAACGUGUACACUGCCAGUGGCGGCGAGUCUGUCUGCGGUACCUGCGAUGGUGACCCGGACGCUGUUGACGGUGGUCUCCCC
Messenger RNA from Aspergillus piperis CBS 112811, 1116 nucleotides. Its product is annotated as intradiol ring-cleavage dioxygenase. The transcript has a single exon. Lineage: Eukaryota; Fungi; Ascomycota; Eurotiomycetes; Eurotiales; Aspergillaceae. The annotation marks the transcript as partial. The record is from RefSeq and is a predicted model, not a curated record. Gene Ontology annotation, molecular function: ferric iron binding; oxidoreductase activity, acting on single donors with incorporation of molecular oxygen, incorporation of two atoms of oxygen.